Messenger RNA from Capsicum annuum, 972 nucleotides. RefSeq names its product glycine-rich protein A3. The record is from RefSeq and is a predicted model, not a curated record. The transcript is spliced from 4 exons. The coding region runs from base 236 to 790 and encodes 184 amino acids. NCBI's taxonomy places the organism in Eukaryota, Viridiplantae, Streptophyta, Magnoliopsida, Solanales, Solanaceae.
GAUAUUGUAUUGUUGGUUUUUUCUUCUUAUCGGUAAGUAGCACACGUCAUUUACGCGUCUAAGUAACGCGUGGAAUCAUUGAAAUAUCUCCCCUUCAAAUACUCUUUUCAUUCCAAAAAAAAAACAAUAGAACUUUGCUAAACGUUGGCUCAAAUUUUCAAGGAGAUAAAUCUAAAGCAUUUUAGGUUUUGAAGUUGAAAAAGGAUUUAUUAAUAUCCUGUGGUACUGGUGAAAUAUGGGAGGCGGUAAGGAUAAGGAUGAGUCUUCGGAUAAGGGACUCUUUUCCCAUCUUGCGAGUGGUGCGGCUGGUCAUUUUGCAGGUCAUCAUAGUGGAUACCCUCCGCAGCAAGGGUAUCCUCCUCAAGGGUACCCUCCGCAGCAAGGGUAUCCUCCUCAAGGGUACCCUCCUCAGCAGGGGUAUCCUCCUCACGGGUACCCUCCGCAGCAGGGGUAUCCUCCACCAGGAGGUUACCCACCUUCUGGUUAUCCUCCACAACAAGGAUAUCCUCCACAAGGUGGUCAUGGUUCUUCACACCAUUCAGGGCAUGGUGGUAUGGGGGCAAUGUUAGCUGGAGGUGCUGCAGCUGCUGCUGCUGCCUAUGGUGCUCAUAAGAUAUCCCAUGGAUCUCAUCACAUGGGACAUGGUCACAUGGGACAUGGUAUCCCUGGUUUCCCAUCUGGAGGCAAGUUUAAGCAUCACGGAGGCAAGUUUAAGCAUGGAAAGCAUGGGAAAUUCAAACAUGGAAAGCAUGGGAUGUUUGGAGGAAAGAAAUUCAAGAAGUGGAAGUAAAAUUAGUUACAGCAUCAAAAACUUCACCUGACUUUACAGUGUGCUAAAUAAGACAAUACUACGUGUUAUUAUGGCCUAUAGGCCUGUGAGAUCUUGUCUUUUUAUAUUGUAUUUUCAAUACUGAAUUGAGUGACUCUGAAGUUUAAUAGCCCCAGAUGGGCCUAAACUUCUCUUAUUUCCAA